AUGUUAUUUUGUCUCAUUCUAGGGGACGCUAUUAGAAACGCUUUUUUGGUUAGAACCAAUAAAAACAAGACUGUUUCUGACCUCAGGAAAGACAUUUGGAAGGAAAUAAGCAAUGACUUAGAAGGUGCAUAUAAACUGAUUCUAUUUAAGGUGGAUAUUCCUGUUAAUGAUGACACAGAUCCGGGAAGUAAAAUACUUGCGGAUAAUAUCAAAAAUCAACAGGAGUUGCUUCCAGUAAGAAUGGUUGAAUCAUAUUUUAAAGAGGAUGAAGACUACAUUUUUUUUGAUGAAAUACCCAAUAAUACGGAUAUUCGUAUUAUUAUACAACUGCCAACUGAAUUUGCAAACAAUAGGAUAAAGCUCGUAGAUAAUACAACAAAAUUUUUUGAUGAGCUCUUGCGUCCCUUUAAUGAGGAAGUUAGUCGUGAUAAUGUUGAACAGUUGCUUUCCAAACCAUUACUACUUAAAUUGCCAUGUCUCCCCGAUUUAGUUGUUGAUCCUAAUGUGCUUGAAUCCUUAUUUUCAAGUCCUAUUUAUUCUUCUAGAUUAAGUGCUAUUGUUGCUGUUGUUAUGAGUAGGAACUUUAAGGAAGGACCUGGUAAAGAAGGAAUAACUAUGGGAAACAUUGAUUCGCAUAUUAAUAUUCUCAUUGAACUUAUCCAAGAAUAUGCACGUGGUUGUAGUAAUAUGAGUUUGGAUCGUAAUCAGGCAAUCCAAUCUUCAACUACUACGACAGAAAAUAAGAAAUAUCGACCAGAUAUCGCGGUAUAUUAUAAUAGAGUACUUGUAAUGAUGGGCGACGCAAAAGACAUUAACACUAAGUUAGAAGCUGCAGAAACACAAUUAGAUGGAUACUUUGACUAUUGGAAUCCACUCGCCUUUGGUAGGUUGCCAUUUGUCAUGGCUUUUGCGGCAGCUGGUACAACCUUGCAAUUUUAUUAUUAUUAUCCCGGAAAUUAUAAACCAGAACGUGUGAAAAUUGGCGACAUCAUAGACCUUGGAACUACAAAUCGAUUAAAUAACUAUAAGGCACUUCAAUAUAUAAUCAAUUUUGUUCGGAUUGUUCAAACUUGGAAUUGCGAACAGUAUUUACAAGUUCCAAAGAUAAAAUUAUUUGAAGUAAUACGACGAAAAAAUGACACCACCAUCACAAUAACCCCCCAAAAAAUCAUUAAAAAAGUACAUAUAGAGGAUAGAGGACCUUAUUAUAAAGAUUUCUUCGAAAAUUUUUAUACUAGGAUUUUUCCAAAUUUAGGAGGGAAAUAUGUGGUACUUCAAUCGAAGUUUUAUGUUAAAUGGAUAUAUUUAAAAUUUACACCAGUUGGAUAUUUGACAAUUCCUAAAGAUGAAAAUGAGCUGAGAGACGCCAUAUGGGAUGUGCUUAAUGUUGUGAAUAACCUUCAUGCAAAUAGAAUUGUUCAUCGGGACAUUCGCUGGGACAACAUCUUAAGACUUACAAAUGAUGGUUGGAUAUUAAUAGACUUCGAAGAAGCUGCUCCUAUUGGAAGAGGUAACCUAAGAACACCUACAUUGAAUAUUACAGCUCCGGAAUAUAGAGGUAGAGAGGAUUUAUGUCAAGUAUCAGGUGAUAUCUGGAUGAUUGGAAACCUUUUUGAUGAUUGUAGAAUUCGUAUCCAGCUAUCUGAAAGUGCUAGAAAAUUUCGUGAUAAAUUAUUACGUCAAAAUCCUGCUGAAAGACCGACUGCAUCUGGUGCGCUAGAAGACAACUGGUUUAAAGGAAUGGAAUAG
Funneliformis mosseae is the source of this 1749-nucleotide messenger RNA. The record is from the annotation of a GenBank genome assembly. Lineage: Eukaryota; Fungi; Glomeromycota; Glomeromycetes; Glomerales; Glomeraceae.